GGGGGCAAGCGUUGGUAAGCCGUUAGCAAUGUUUCGUUCUCAAUCAAACAUAUCGGACUGACAUCUGGAAAUUUACCCAAUACACAAACUAUACAGUAUAUACUUUUUGUUUAGCUAUGAUAGAACAGCGGAAAAUACACUAGUACCGUGGUAUACAGCUGAUGUAUUACACAUAUGUAAUGUUCUCGAAGAUUUGGCAUAGAUUAAUCACGUGCGUUCUUGCCAGGUAACUCAGAAAAAGGUGUAGUUUUGUUCCAAGAUCGUUUACAAAAUGCGCACAACGUCAGUGAUUUGUUCUUAAUAUGGCACGAGGAACUACAAAAGUAAUGACGUAGAGCACUGGAAUUAUAAGAAAUGUCUACUAAAACUUGACGAAAGUUGUGAAAUCUUGGAAUUUCAAAGGAAUUUAUGGAGUAAACUUGACUUCCGCGGUAACUGUGUAAGUGUAGGAAUAUAAUUUGUUUCGUAAGGUGUAUAUUUUAUUUAUAUUUUGUUAGAUAGUUUAGAAAAAAUAAAACAACAAAACAAUGAGUGAAGAAGAAUCGAAGGGACCGGCAGUGUGUGAGCAUUUUGAGCCUCAAGCAUGGAGGAAAACUGUAUGUAAAAAUUGUUUCCAGCCACCCGAUGCACAUCCCACCGGAAGUGGCUUAAAUGGCGUUGCUGACAUUUCCGGUUCCGGUAAAGGGGACGAACGAAGAAGCUCUUCAGUGGAGAAGGCCGAAAAAACAGCCGCUUCCUCUUUGAAAAGUAAGUUCGAACAAUUAGAGAUUGAUAAAUUCAAGCCAAAGGAAGCGGCUCAUACAUUGCCAAGGACGAAAAAAGCAGGCGCGUUAGCUUUAAUAACUGAAAAGUAUGAUGAACUGGAUAGGCAAGCAGGUAGACUAGAAAGCCCAACUAAAGGCAUUCCACCCCCUACCCCUCCAAAAACUUAUAAGAAACCCAAAGACGGUCUUUCGAAAUCUAAAUUCGGAUCGGUAGAAAACAUUUCUUCAGAUGACGAUAUAGGUGAAAAUAAACUUGGACUUAAAUUUAAAUUUGGAUCUAUGGAGAAUAUAUCAAUGUCCGACAAAAAGAAAGAACCCGUUCCAACACCAGCACAAAAAUCUAAAUUUGGUGGCUCUAUUGAAAAUAUUUCAAUAUCUAUAAAAACAAAAUCCGCUGGGAAAGACCCUAAGGAUAAGAAAGAUAUAUUUGCUGGUAAACUUGAUUCGUUUCAAAAUGAAUUUAAAGCAGCUUCAAUGUCAAAAUCAGGACAGACAGUUAUUCAUCAGCAAAAGGAUGGACAUGUUGAUAUUAUAAGUCUUCCUGGUAAAAAUAAAGACACUGCUGAUAAAGAUAAGAAAUAUGACCAAAAGAAAGACACCGUUGGAAAGUUAAAUGACAAAAACCAAGCAUUAUCAAACAAGUUAACCGCAUCAGACAAAGAAAAACAGUCUGAUGGUAAACAAACUAAGAAUUUUCUUACCUCAACAAAAGACAAACAAAACGACAGCAAGACUGAAACAGAACCGAAAGGUGGGAAAAUUGACCUCAAAGCAGGUUUAAAAUCUGUCAAUAAAGAUAAAGAGGAUAAUAAACUUUCGAGUUAUAAAGACAAAUUAAAUAAAACAGAAGAAAAACCUACUUCUAAAUUUAACCAAGACAACAAGUUUAAAUCUUUAGCUGAUAAGAAAAAAGAGGAGCCAAAGAAGCUGGACUUAAAGAAACAAGAAACUGCUCAACCGGAAGAAAAUAAAAAGCCGAAAUUUAGUUUUAAAGACAACUUAAAAUCUCCUGAGCCGGAUAAUAGUCCAUUAUCAAAGUUUAAAGACAAACUAAAAUCCCCCACGACGGAACCUGAUAAGAAGCAAGCCCCAUCAUGGAAAGAUAAAUUAAAAGCUUCAACAACAGAUAACGAAAAGAAACCAGAUUUAAAAAGCCAAUUAAAAUCACCGACCCCAGAUAAAGAAAAAGAGCCUGAUUUUAAACAAAAGUUUCAAUUAAAAUCCAAAUCAAAAGAUGAAGAUAAAGCGUUUCAAGCUAAAGCAAAUGAUAAAUUGAAGUCCCCAACUCCUGAAAAGGACAAUAUUUCAGAAUUUAAAUUGAGAUCUCAAUUGAAAUCGCCAACACCAGAUAAGGAAAAAGAGCCAGGAUUUAAAAUGAAAUCACAAGACACAGGUUUCAAGUUAAAACCUUUUGCAGCAAAAACAAACACUGAAGAAAGUGACAAAAAAUCAACAGACUUAUUAAAAAUAUCGAAAGCAGAUUCUGAUAAAAAGUCAGACCAACUUAAACUGAGAGAAAAUCUUAAGUCUCCUUCUACCGAAAAAACUCUCACGCAAGAUCUCAAAUCGAAAUCCGGGUCUGGAAAAACAGACGACGAUGAAAGCUCAAAAAGCAAAAACAAACCACUUGACUUUCGCACUGGUCUUAAGAAAACGAAUGAUGCUUCAAACAAAGAUAAAGACAAAGAUUUACCAAAACUGGACUCAAAAAAUAAAUUUGAAUUACCUUCAUUAAAGUCAAAUAAAACAAACUCUGUAAGUGAUAAUAAAAGUCAAGAUUCAAAAGGUAAGCCUGGAGGUUUGGAUAAUAAGGACACUGAAAAGACAAAUAAUAAGUUCGAAUCAAAGUUUAAGUUAAACAAGACUGAUCCAAAGACCUCAAUAGUUGACGAGAAAGACAAAAUUGGAUCAAAAAAGUUUGAACUUCCGAAACUUAAAUCAAAAUCUGAUAAACCUGAUGAACCAAAAACGGAUUUAAAGUCAAGGUUCGAACCCAAAUCAAAAUUGAAUGAAGCUAAAUCAGAACCCAAAACAAAAUAUGAAAUUCCAAGUCUCAAAAAAGUUAAAUCUCCGGAACCCGAUUUAUCACAUGUGAAAAAAGAUGAGAAACCUAAGACAGACAAAAGUGAGGCUAAUUCAGUCUCAAGUGAAAAACAUGACACUAAAAAUACUGCUGAUACGAAGUCUUCCUCAAUAGACACAAAAGCCGACUUUCAGAAAAAUAAAGAAAAUGAGGAAAGUCGAAACUUGGAGUCCAGGGAGGAAAUCGAUACGAAAAAUACUCCAAAUGCCUCUGCUAUCAAUAAAACAAAUUUCGACAACGUUUCGUCUGAUAUCGAGGCUGUUUCUGGUGACGCAUGCGCGGAUAAACGCACGCGCGAGAAGUCACCUUUACACGUGGAUACUCAGGUAUUCACUAGUAGUCGGAGUAAAACCGCGGGAGUCAAUAGUCUUGACGAGAAUAACUUUGACAGUACUGAUAAUGCUAUAGGAAUUUCGAGUAUAGACUUUAAGACAGCAAAAAGCCCUCCGAAAGAUUCCUUAGAUAAAACAAAAAUUCAAAAUGGCGACAUUGCAAUGGAAAAUCAUGACCGACAGGCCGAGAUUAAGAUGGACGAUGAAUACAAGUCAAUUAAAGACAAAUAUACCACCAGUGAACUUGAAAAGUUGAAAACGGAAUUGGCAAUAAUGAAUGAAAGAUGUCAGAAUUUAGAAAAGGAAAAUGAGCUACUCAGGGACGAGCUUCAUGAAAAGAGGACGUCUGAAUCUUCCCUCAAGAAGCACCGUGAGGACGUAGAGCACACAAUCAAGGGCCUCCGUGAUCAUCUAGAUUCUAUGGAAGAAAAAUGCACGCGUUUAGAAUCUGAGAAUAUUAAUCUUAUGAAUGAUUUAAAAUCAAAACAUGAAAACAAUCAGCAAAAACCAAACUCUAAAGAAGCAGACGACUUUGACGAACGCUUGACAUCAAGAGAAAAAAUAAUGGAGGACAUGAUGGAAGAAAACGAACAAUUAAAACAAGAAAUUAAUGAACUCAAAGUUGAAAUGGAGGAAAUGUAUGAUAGCUUUAGAGACCAGGAGGCCGAAGAAUUUAGAGAGAUUCAAAAAGAGUUGGAAUAUACGGCUAAGAAUUGUCGCAUUCUUCAGUUCAAACUUCGGAAAAUGGAGAGAAAGAACGAUCAAAUCGAACAGGAUAAAAACCAGUUUGAGGGUAAACUCAGGAAGCUCCAAAAUUCAUUCCAGGACAGGGAUGCCGUCUCUCACAUACACUCUCUAGAGGACGAGCUCAGACUUGCUAAGGAAGUGUCCGUUCGUCUGCACGACGAGCUAGAUCUAAUGGAGGACCGACGUAGCAAGGUAGAAGAGGAAAACCGACACAUAACUGAGCUUCUCGAGCAUGCCGACCGGAAACAGUUCAGACUCGAACUUGAGGUGGACAAAUUAAGAGAUAAGGUCCUCGAGCUGAGACAAGAACUUCGGUCACGUGAGGGAGGUCCGGAGGGGGAGGAGCCAAAAAAGGCUAGCCUUAAAGAGAUUGGUCCUCAGUCAAGUCUCGAGCACGAGAUUGUCGAGUUAAAACGAGAGUUAUAUGACGGGAAAGAACGAGAACUCGACCUCAAAGACCAGCUACAGUUCCAGGAAGCUGAUGCAAAGAAACUCCGUAAAAAGGUGGUCGAUCUGGAGCAGGAAAAUGAUAACCUCAGCAAACAGUUAAAGAAAAUGUCGAGAGAACGAGCCUCAGCAAAUAAAACUGACUCGAAUGAAUCCAAAACGGAAGCGGAAGUAGAAUUGAAGAUUCAACUCGAGUUGUCAGAGAAAGAGUUGUCGGUCUUGAAAAAGAAUAUGUCGAGUAUGGACGAAGAGAACGAAAUGUUGCAUAGGGAAUUAUUCUUGUUUGAAAAGAAGCUAAAGGACUGUGAGCGACAGCUGAGGGUCAUUCCUGAGCCAUCGUCUCCUAGGGCUUACUAUGAAGAUAAAAUUAAAGAAUAUGAAAAAGAGGCGAACGAAUUUAGGACGAAACUUCUCGAUAAAGAAAGAGAAAUCGAGCAUUUGUUUGCUGAACUUAAAAAUAAUCAAGUUAAGUACUCCGGUAGAAAGCAUUUGACAAAAAGUCAGUCGCUAGAUCUUGAUUUGGAAUCAGAAUAUAAUAUGGUAGUCGAACUGAAAAGACAGCUGGAAAUUAGUCACCAAGAAAACGAAGCAUUACGAAAAAGAAUUCUGAAUUUAAAAGAAGACAAAAGCGCUCUUGUAGAUGAAAUUCGAACUUUCGAAGAGAGAAAUAUUUCGAGCUGUCAAGGGCAAUCAACUCUUGCGGUGGCUUAUAUCGAAAAUGCUGAGGAAACAGAAUUGAAAACUAAGUUAAAAUUAAAUGAGGCAUCUCUAAAAGUUCUGGCAGGUAGAAUCCAGUCUCUUGCUAAACAUGUUCUGUCAAUAACCAGGGCCUAUUUACCGAAUGUGCAUUUGGAACACAUUCUCAAAAUUGCAAAAAUAUCGAGUUCAGACAAAGUAAUUGAAUCGAGUAGCGAUACAUGGUUAGAUAACGCACUAUCUGCCGGAGCUGAGAAACCAAGUGAAACUAAGUUAAAAACUUUCACUUGCACGGAAAACCCGGGAACCUCAGGUAACAUUAAUUAUUUGCCGAGUGAUGAGGAAGUUUGUGAUGAAGAACGGCAGCAGACGAUAUUUGAAUCACGUGAUCCUGACAGGCUUCUUUCUGCAUUAGAGGAAAUUUAUUCUGUAUUGAUAGAGCGUUUGUGUAACGUGCAAAUGGAUUCGAGUAGGGAAGUAGUUCCGCUAUCGGAAAAGGAAUUAAAUGGUCAUAGUGAUUCGCCGGAAAUGGAAUGUUCGUCUGCAGAUAAUUCUGAAAGUGUUCAAAUGGAAAAUAAAAUGAGUGAAAGUGGUCAAGACAACGAAGAUAGUGCAGAAAAGGAAGUGUUAGAAUCUGUAACAAGUGCUCAAAAUGGAAAUUUAUCACAGGAAGUGGAUUUAAUAACACCAUGUGAAGCAGACGACAAUAAACAGCAGGACAUUCACGACAAUUUACCGCCAAAGUCCGACGUAAUUGCUACUGAAAAUAAAACACUGAUCGAAAGAAUAGCGUUUCUGGAAGAAGAAAUUGGUAAGCGUUUUUUCCCUAUAACAACAUUUUAUUUUUCUGAAUACGAGCUGCUUCAUCAACUGAUUGUUUUUAGUAUGCACCUUAAAUGUUAACACAAACAUACGG
Molecule: messenger RNA, 5985 nt
Organism: Ruditapes philippinarum (Manila clam)
Lineage: Eukaryota; Metazoa; Mollusca; Bivalvia; Venerida; Veneridae
Product: interaptin-like
Exons: 5
Coding region: 528-5972 (1814 amino acids)
Source: RefSeq, a predicted model, not a curated record